GGAGCACCUAAGGUCGCCCGCUUGUCCCGGAGGCCGAGCGAGGAAGCAGCGCGGAGCAGGCGCCGAGGCAAGACGAAGCCGGCUUUCCCAGGUGAAGGGCAGUUUCUUGGCUCCUAAAUUAAGUCCCUUGUGAGCUGCUGAUUGGAGGGUCAGCUGAUGGUGGAUCCUUUGAACAUCAGAGGCAGCUGACAGACUCUAAGGAUGCAGCUGGUGCUACUAAAGGUGUGUGGCAUCUUUCCUGAGCCAGGCCAUGAGGCCUCGUGGCCAUGAUGUGGGCCCCUCAUGGCCUCAGCAGGAGCAGAGCAGCACAGUAUUGGCCUCUGCCACAGGCACAGCCACAAGCAGAGCAGCCCCUCAGGCACAGUGCCUGCCCUGCCACCUGAGAAGCCCUCGGAGGGCGAAGGCUGGGCUCAGGCCCAUCAGCAGGUGAAGCCAGUCUGCAAGGCUGAGGAGAAGUACACGGGCACACUGUUAGCAGGGCUGCGUCCAGGCAUCUCGGGGGCCCCACUCCAGCCAACCUGGUUUUUUUGCCCCAGCACUUUAUGUAGCUCUGGCACAACAGCUGUCACUGCAGGCCAUAGCAACUCCUGUUACCUGCACUGUCCCCCAGACUCGUCAAGCAGUACCCUGCUGUUCCAUCGCUCCAACAGUAGGCACAAGCCAUACCAGCAACUGGAGUCUUUUUGCUUGCAUUCAAGCGCAUCAGAGAAAAGACCUUUUUCCCUUCCUCGCAACAGGCUCACUGCCAGUAAAGCCACCUCUUCCACAGUCUUCUCCGUGACCCAGCCCAUGGCGUCCUCAUCUACAGAACCAUACCUCUCACGGACAACAGUUGGGGAAAACCCUUCAAGGACAAGCCUGGCCCCUUCCAUCUCAGGGAAGAUCACAUCUCCACUGUCUUCCUCCUACAAGCCCAGGUUGAACAACAACUCCUUCAUGCGGCCAAAUAGCACUAAAGUGCCUUUCUCCCAGGCCACAGAGGGCCUAAAACCAGUAUCCUCACCCAAGAUUGAGCCUGUCUCCUGGCAUCAUUCAGGGAACACUGGAGACUGUGCACCCCAGCACAUUGAUCAUAAGAUGCCCAAAAGCAUCGGCACUGUCCUAGAUGAUGCCACUGUCCAUAUUACCCCAUCUUCCCCUACGUCCCACAACACAUCCACCGCCAGUGUUGCCUCUUCCCAGUUCAACUGGAAUAGCUUAGCCACGAGGGCAGAGCCACACUCCUACGGCCUGAAUGACAAUUCCACUUCCCAGGCUCUGGGUAAAGAGGCUCGGUUCACUGAAGCUAUGAGGACAUUGUCUGCAAAGGGCUUUGAGAAGAAGCCACAGCAAAGCUCCUUGCUUGAACAGCCUUGUUUUGUGUACCCUGACCUCCAGUGGAGCCUCCUCAGAAGGAGCAGGCAGUGGGAAUCUGCUGGGGUAGGCCGGCAGUUUCCUCAGGAGGAUGCUAGAUCAGACAGGAAGAUCUUCCCUGGAGCCUCAGACUCUGUGGGGUUGGACAGUACGGUCUUCUGUACCAAAAGGAUCAGCAUUCACCUCCUUGCCUCACAUGCCAGUGGGCUGAACCCCAGCCCUGCCUGUGGUUCUGUAAUUGACUCCCUGCCAGUUGGAGAAGACAAAGCUGUCAUUCCCCUUUCUCCCCUUCAGCCCCUUGGCGUAGCUGAAGUGGCCACCCGCUUCUCUUCCAUCCAUCUAGGCCAGCCUGGGAAGGAGGAGCCUAAGGAAGCCAGGGAGCUGGACUCUCCUGUUGUUAGUUCAGCUACUGACCUCCAGCCAAACCAGGCAGAGGCUGAAGAUACAGAAGAACUAGUAGAUGGUGUGGAAGACUGCUCCAGCCAUGAUGAGAAUGAAGAGGGGGACUCUGAGUGCUCCUCCAAUGCCGUCUCCCCCAGUGAGUCAGUGGCCGAGAUCUCUCGGAGCUGCGUGGAGAUUCUGACCAAAUCCCUUUCCAAUCCUGAGAAAGUUAUCCGACCAGCCCUCAUCUAUAGUCUCUUCCCCAAUGUUCCCCCUACCAUCUAUUUUGGUACUCGAGAUGAGAGAGUGGAGAAACUUCCUUGGGAGCAGAGGAAGCUGCUCCGGUGGAAGAUGAGCACAGUGACUCCCAACAUUGUCAAGCAGACCAUUGGACGGUCCCACUUCAAAAUCAGCAAGAGAAAUGAUGACUGGCUGGGCUGCUGGGGUCAUCACAUGAAGUCAUCUAGUUUCCGAUCCAUUCAAGAACAUCAGAAGUUAAACCACUUCCCAGGCUCAUUCCAGAUUGGGAGGAAGGACAGGCUGUGGCGGAACCUGUCCCGAAUGCAGAGCCGCUUUGGCAAGAAGGAGUUCAGUUUCUUCCCCCAGUCCUUUAUCCUGCCCCAGGAUGCCAAGCUCCUGCGCAAGACUUGGGAGAGCAGCCGCCGCCAGAAGUGGAUUGUGAAGCCACCGGCAUCAGCACGAGGCAUUGGCAUCCAGGUCAUUCACAAGUGGAGUCAGCUCCCCAAGCACAGGCCCCUUCUGGUGCAGAGGUAUCUGCACAAACCCUACCUCAUCAGUGGCAGCAAGUUUGAUCUGCGGAUCUAUGUUUACGUCACUUCCUAUGAUCCUCUUCGGAUUUACCUCUUUUCAGAUGGACUUGUCCGCUUUGCCAGUUGCAAGUAUUCCCCUUCUAUGAAGAGCCUUGGCAACAAGUUCAUGCACCUGACCAACUACAGUAUCAAUAAGAAGAAUACCGAGUACCAGGCCAAUGCAGACGAGACAGCCUGCCAGGGCCACAAAUGGGCCCUGAAGGCUUUGUGGAAAUACCUAAGCCAGAAGGGAAUCAAUAGUGACAUCAUCUGGGAGAAGAUAAAGGAUGUUGUUGUUAAAACCAUCAUCUCGUCAGAACCCUACGUGACCAGCCUGCUCAAGUUAUAUGUCCGGCGGCCCUACAGCUGCCAUGAGCUCUUCGGUUUUGAUAUCAUGCUAGAUGAGAACCUCAAGCCUUGGGUCCUAGAAGUCAACAUUUCCCCCAGUCUCCACUCCAGCUCUCCCCUGGACAUCAGUAUCAAAGGCCAGAUGAUCCGUGACCUUCUGAAUCUGGCGGGUUUUGUCCUGCCCAACACAGAGAACAUCAGUUCCAGCCUCAGCACCUCCAGCAGCUCCCUUACCAGGGAAAAAUGUCGGAUGGCUCCUGAGUAUUUCACUGCACAGAAGAUGAAGAAAGCCUAUUACCUGACACAGAAAAUUCCUGAUCAGGACUUCUAUGCAUCUGUACUGGAUGUGCUGACACCAGAUGACGUACGAAUUCUGGUCGAGAUGGAGGACGAGUUUUCUCGUCGUGGUCAAUUUGAACGAAUUUUUCCAUCUCGAAUCUCUUCUCGCUAUCUCCGCUUUUUUGAGCAGCCACGAUAUUUCAACAUUUUGACCACUCAGUGGGAACAGAAAUACCAUAGCAACAAGCUCAAAGGAGUGGAUCUGCUUCGGAGUUGGUGCUACAAAGGGUUCCACACAGGGCUUGUCUGUGACUCUGCUCCACUGUGGUCUCUACCCACAUCACUUCUGACUGCCCCAAAGAAUGAUGAGAUGCUCAAUACCUUCAGCAAACUGGAUGCUGGCAAGCUGGGAAAGCUCUGCUCCUGCAAAAAGAACCUAGUGCCCUCUGAAGAAAGGACCACCGCCAACUUCAAGAAGACUCAAGCUGCCCUCUCUUUCCCUUUUCCCAGGAAACCCACUGCCUCAAAGGACAGUGAAGACACCAGCAAAGAAUCCAUCAUCUCCACACAGACGUUACCCAUGAUCAAGUGCACUGGGAAGACCAUGAGGCUUUCGACUUCUUCCUCGCUGCAAUGAGCCCAUGACUGGCUGCCACCACACGGCCUGCCCAGGAGCACCAGCACCAGCUACCUCAUGGGAACCGCCUGCGGACCAGCCUAACCCCUGCCCCUUCCCCUUGCCCUCAUCAGAGUAUUUUUGAAGUGAUUAUAUUGCCGAGGUGGGCAUUUGGAGGGCUGAGGGCUGGAGUGAUGGGGAGCAGGUGAGGAAGGUUCACUCUCUUCUGUCACCUGCUGCCUGGCUGUGCACCUCAAAUCUCAGUAGAGAACCAGUGAUGGCCAAGCAGCCUUAUAAAGCAGGAUUUGGUUUCUACCUUCCCAGAGCCACGUGUGUUUGCUUUAGGUCUUGAUACAGUGCUUGAGCUAUAGCUCAGAGAAGACACAGUGCUGGCCGUGUUUGGGCUAGGAGUCCUUUGUCCCUAUGAGGUUCCUCUGUAGGUCCUCAUUUUCUCAGGUCUCCCCUCCCUUACUUCCUACCUCCUUUCCUGAGGAGCCACUUCCAAAACCUUCAGAUGGCCUCGGUAAAUAGGCAGGAGAGAUGACAUCCUGAACCCACUUCCUUUUUUUUGGUCUUUUUCCUUUUCCUUUUUAUCGGUACCAGGGAUCGAACUCACGACUGCCUACUUGCAAGGCAGGCACUUAUGCCACUGAGCUAAAUCCCCAGCCCCUGAACCCACUUCCUGACAGCUUGGUUUUAAUGGGAUCGUCUUCUCAAGACCAUUUCUACUUUCAUAUACUCACCUAUUCUGGCUGCCUUGUCCACCCUUCCAGCUUUCUCCUGGGUCUGUCCAAGAAGCUUCCUAUGAGAGGGUCUGUGAACAUGGUGAAUUUCUCCAUGCUUCAGUGGAGGAGUACAGUGAUCCCCGUUGGUGUGGUGUAGGGUCCACAUGUCAAAGGACACAGCCAGAGCGUUGGGCCAGAGCUGUGGCUUCCCCUCAACACAGAGAAAGUCUCAACCUUCUGUUUUAUGGCUGAUAGGCACAUUCCAGGACAGUCGCUGGAAAUACGGGCUUCCAGUCAGAUCUCUGACCAAACUCACAAUCACUUAAGUAAGUAAGAGUAUUGAAUAAAUGUGACCAGGUAGACUGCACACAGAGAUCUGCAAGGACAAAAGCACCUGAACUAUGUGCUCCUGUUUCUUUUCCCAGGGGGAAAGUGGAUCCUGGGAGGAACCCAUGGUGUGGGAGCUUGGAUCAGAGUGGCUGGUUUCACCUGCACUGUGCUCUUCCCUCACCCAGGACUUCCCAGUGGCUGCCUGCCUCUUCCUCAGUUUCUGCCAUCCCUUUAAUUAGUUUUUCUGGCAGUGCACGUAAAAGAGGUCACUUGGUUCCAUGUCUCCUGUGGACAUUUUCCACAUCAGUCAGGAAGCUCAGCUAUAGUCCCAUCCUAGUCGUCUCUAGUUGUCCUUGUUCCUGGGGGCUUCAGGAAGAAAGGCUCCCUUGCUUUGUGGCUCUUGCAAUUCUGUGAUGAGAACCCUGAACUAGGUUCAAGGCCAGAGUAGGUGAGUAUGCUGCCCAGUCGCAAAGGUCAUGUUGACAGUGGUGAAGAAAGUUUGGCAAUGGGAAUCAAAGCUGGGCCAUAGUGGGAGAGGAUUUUGGUAGUCCUGGGAAGUCUCUUUUGAUAUCUUCAAAGCACACAAAACACUUCAAAGCACACCUGCUUAUCCUCCGCCAGUGCAGCAGUCUAGUGCAGGGGCAGAUAAGGUAGAAAGCAGUCUCCCCAGAGAAUCCUUACCCUGCCCAGUAGCCUGUGGGCGGUUGGUCCUCUAGCACAAGGCCUAGCCAAGUGAGGUUACUUGUUGGAAAUCGGCUUCUGUUCUUUGACCUGGCUUCUGUGAAUCCUGAACAUUUCCAUCCCCAUAACUGAAAAGGAACUGGCAUUGCAGUUUGGUGGUGUGGAAAGCCCAUAGGGGACCUAAGAAAUGGGUGAAAAAAAUACAAUGCUCUUAGGUUAAAAUGUAUAUAGUAUAUACAAUAUGUUUUGUUUUGGUAAUACUGGAGAUUUAACCCAGUGAUUUAGCACUGAACCCCAGCUUUUUUUUUUUUGAGACAGAAUCUCAUUAUGUAGUGCAGACUGGCCUUGAACUCAGUAUGUGGCCCAUGCUGACCUCAGACUUGUGGCAGUCCUCCUGCUUAAGCCUCCUGAGUGCUAGGAUUUACAGGCAUGUACCACCACAUCCAGCUUCCCAGCUCCUUUUUGUUUUUUAUUUUGACAUAGAUCUGGCUAAGUUGCCUAGGCUGGGUGUCUUGGUUACUUUGCUGUCAUGGCUGGGCCAAAAUACCCAACCCCCAAAAUGAAGGAAGGAGAGGUUUAUUUAGCUCACUGAUUGUGAAGGUUUCAGUCCACGAUAAGCUUGCUCCAAGGCAGGGUGGUCUUGGCACCAGGGCAACGCUUCAAGGCAGCAGCCAGGGCAAAACAGUGUGGGGAGCAAGCCUCUUUUCUACCUUUAUAUUGUACACAGACCACCCCUCCAUCACUCCAGGGCAGGUGUAGCACUCAUAAAUCUUGCCCUCCUCUUGCACAAGAUGAUGUUUACAAAGUAAGAAUGUUGGCUCCAUCUGAGUCUCUUGUUAAACUUCUAAACUUCUCAAGUUGAUAUAUCAACCUUAGCUCUUCUUUCUUUUUUAUUUUGACACAGGUCUGCUAAGUUGCGUAGGUUGGGGUUGAACUUUCCACUUUCUUGCCCACUCUCCACUGAGCUUCCUGGAAUGUCAGAAUGCUAGGUUCCAGCAGCCUGGCUAUUUUUAAGUUUUAUCACAUUUCAGUAAGUAACAAUAUGUUUGCUGAGUAGGAAAAAGGGCUGGAGUUUAUUUGAAACAGUUACCUUCCACUAGAGAUAAAGUUAUCUUGUUUAUCAAACAUUCAAUACAUAUUAUUCAGCUAAACAAGGAACUUUUUUAUUUUUUUUAUUUUUGAGACAGGUCUGGCCUGUAACUCAAUAGCCCAUGCUCACCUCAAACUGCCUCAGCCUCCUGAGUGCUGAGGUUACAGGUGUGUGCCACCAUGCCCAGCUACACAGUUGUUGAGAAUUGAGAUUGUUUUCUGAGAGUUUAAAUUUGAGAAUAUAAUAGAAUAAGUAUUUGUAAGAAUCUGUCAGUUGUAUUUCUAAGUUGAUUCCCAGGCAUUGUUUGGAGGCAAAGAAUGAAAUGCAGGUUAUUUCUGGAAAUGCAGUCAGGAUCUGGGAAGGUGAAUAAAGAGUAAACACUAUUCUCUUUUACCUCAAGUCUACUCGGGUUGAUCAGAAACUAGGUUUCUGAGACUGGACCUCAGAGGCUGACCUUGGGUUCCAAUCUCCAUUCUGUCACUCACUUUGUGACCUUGGACUUUUAUGACUUUUUUUUUUUUUUUUUUUUUUGGUCUUUUUGAGGCAGGAUCUCACUAUGCCAUUCAGGCUGGCCUUGAGCUCACUUUGUAACCCAGGCUGGUCUCAAACUCACAAGGAUCCUUUUGCCUCAGCUGAGAUUACAGGUGUGCACCACCAUACCUGGCUACCAGCCAACAUUUUAAAGUCUCAGCCUCUCAGUCUCUGCCUGCCUCUGUUUGUGUCUGUCUGCCUGUCUUUCUUGCUCUUUUUCCUCUCCCUUCCCCCUCUCAUUUCUCCUUAUGUGUUUUGUUUUGAGACAAAAGUCUCACAGUGCUCCAUGUGCUCCAAGAUGGCUUCAAAUUUAUUGUGUAGCCCAAGCCAGCCUUAGACUCAUGAUCCUUUUGUUUCAGCAUCUCGAGUGCUGAGAUGUUUGUUUAUAAUGUGAAUACAGUAACUAUAUGCAUUAUGGGGUUGUAAGCAACAUUUAAGCCAAACAUAAAUGCAUGGACAGAAAGGUUGCUCAUUUCCCAGUUUGCUCUUCCUGCCCUGCUCUGGGUAAGAAAUGUAAAAUUCUUCCCUGGAAGGAAGCUGAGUAGCUGCAAAGAUGUUAGAAGUGAAGAAGCCAAAACAGUCCAUAUGUCUCUCCAUCCCCCUGUAGGCCAGCACACACAGGAGCGUGAUCUUCACUGUGCUUCUGUUAUGUUGUCACUCUAGGGGGAUCUAUGGCUUUUAGAUACUUACAGAAUGCAGAUCCUGCGGAGAAGGGAGCACAUCAAGGAUCAGAAGUACAGAUGUGAGAUAAGAAUUUGAUUUCCUUCUAUUGGAGAGGAGACCAAGGGAGUGGCUGGUGUCUGGAAAGGGGAAAAGCCCGGUACAGAAGACAGCCAUUGCCUGGAGCAGGUACCAGGGGACUGAUGCCUGGGCCUAGCACCGUACCAAAGGACAGUUGUCGUUACUGGUCCAUUCUCCUGGGGUCAGUCCAUUCAGCUAAGAGUAACUGGCUUCCCAUUACCUUAGCCAAAGAACAUACCUGAUGGCCCUGUGGCAGCCCAACACAAGUACCAAUAAGGUAGGCUGAUCAUCUAGGUACACAGACCUCCCCAACUCCCUCCAGUUGAAUUAGUUUCCCAACAUAAGGUCACCAAAGGCUGCCAGGCAAUCUCCCCUGCUGACUUUGUUUUGCCUUGCCAGGCAUAUUUUUGGUACUGGGCAUCAAACUCAAGACCUUGUGCUUGCCUGACAGACACUUGUGCCACUGAGCUAAAUCUGCAGUCCAUAAUUUGGUACUGAGACUUAAACUGUAGGUUGAAAUGCACUUAGGUCUAUUAUGGUUGUGUCUGGAUUAGUCAUGAAUAUACUGUUUUGCUUAAGCAGUACAAUGUAACAACUAUUUACAAAGCAUCCACCCUGUAUUAGGAGGUGUUACAAAUCAUCAUAUGGGAGAGUGUGGGUAUUAUACAAGGGCUUUGAGCAGCUUCAUCAGGGCAGCUUUGUUCUUCUGGCUCUGGCCCACUCAUUCAGGGCAUAAUUGCCUCCACAGUCAGAAGGGAGCCAAGAGCUGGUGUUCUAAUUGAGAAACAGUAGCUCUGCACACCUGUGAGCAAUCAUGGGACAGACAGGGCUGGUAUGGAUGUGAACUACCCAUCCCAGAGUAGAGUGGCACAAGUGACCACUCUCACACUUUGGAGGCCAUAUCUCCAACAGUGGCCUCUUUCUCGGCUAGCCUGUUGACAGCUGAACUGGCAACUGUUUUGGGACUCGUGAUGUAUGUGGCCCACAGAUCCAUUCUGGAGGAUUUGACCCUCUGCAGAACAAAAAGGAAUCUCUGGCUGGUGCUGGAUAUACUGAUGGAUGCUGUGAACCGACCCCAAAGGGCAGAAUCACAGACUGUGAUGCAUGAAGGCCCCCUACAUGUGUGCAGGGAGUUGGGCCACGUUGAGGGGCUGGUGCUCUGGCUGGGUGGGGCAGCUCAGGAGUGACAGGGCACUGUCCCUUGUGGGAUGCUGACCUGUGGUGAGAUAUAUGGGAGCAUGGCCAGUGGUUCUGAACAUAAGCCAGAGCUCCCUCUCCCCACAAAAUGACUUAACAGAUGCCUUGACCGGGCAUUGCAAUGCUUCAUCACUAGGGAUAGCAUCAGAUCAGAAAAAUUGAUUGCUGAUACCGCUAGAAAUAGUGUCUGACCAGGGGUAGCAUCUUACCAGGGCCCAGGACCAUAAACAGCCCUCGACAUUGAAUCCUUCGCUCAAUCUAUGGCCCAGGCCUUGAAUGUUACAUGCCAGGCCUUUGAUGUUGCUCACAGAUGAAACUGUUCAAAUGAAAAAAGUGGAUUUGCUAGACCAUAUAGCUCUUCAUUUGUUAACUGCAGGUACUUGUGCCUUGUUACAUAAAGAAUUUUAUAUACUCCAACCUUUGGUGGGGGGCACAAUGUGGGGAACCACUCAGAUUGCUGCAAAGCUCAGGAGCAUCUAAAGAACCUGAAGAUAUGACUCUGCUUGUCUAGCACAGGCACACAGUGGGAUACAGUUAUGUAACCAUGACUCAGGACAGUUAACACACUUGUGCUGGUUACAGCAUUAAGUAAGAAUGUAAACAUGAGAUAAUUACUGGGAUAAGAAUUAUACAAUAAAGACACAAGUGGUUCUGGC
This is a messenger RNA of Cavia porcellus (domestic guinea pig), 9737 nucleotides long. RefSeq names its product tubulin tyrosine ligase like 4 (gene Ttll4). Lineage: Eukaryota; Metazoa; Chordata; Mammalia; Rodentia; Caviidae. Gene Ontology annotation, cellular component: cilium. The record is from RefSeq and is a predicted model, not a curated record. Gene Ontology annotation, molecular function: tubulin binding; tubulin-glutamic acid ligase activity. Gene Ontology annotation, biological process: microtubule cytoskeleton organization; protein polyglutamylation.